GCUAAAUACCAGUCCCCCCAGUUAGCCAUUAAACAAGCAAUCUUUAAAAAAAUCCAGUGAUAUUUGGAAGGCUUAAGUGCUAUUUCUUUAUUUCUUUCCUUUUUAUCAGUUUCUGUGGUAGUUUUCAAAUGUUUAAUUUUGUGGCUAAUCACAACUGCAUCUCCAAGGUUUUGUUCAUGAGAGAUUGAUAGUUGGAUGGCACGGGCUGCUCCAAUUUUGGGAGAGAUGGACAGGAGGAAAGGGUUUAUGUUGACCUAAGAUUCGGAUAACCGAGUGUUGAUGUGAUGGACACCCUUCACAACGAUCCUUAUUCCAGGAGCAGCUUGCAACCACAAUUUAGGGAGGCUUCCAUGUCCUUUGAGAACAGCACAGUUUUGGAUAAGCAAGAUGUUGUCAACCCUCGAGUUGGCAUGACUUUUGAGACGGUCGAUUUGGCAUACCAGUUCUACCUAGAGUAUGGCUACCGUGCAGGCUUCGGGGUCUCAAAGAGGACAUCCCACAGUGUUGAUGGGGUCAAAUACCGUGCUACAUUUGUUUGUUACAAAGGUGGCAUUGCUAGGAUUAAGCCUGGCCUCAAAGCUCGAAGGAGGCUUGUUGCAAAGACUGGCUGCAAAGCAAUGAUGGUAGUGAAGUAUAGCGCUAGUGAGAACCAUUGGGAAGUGGUGUUUGUUGAACUGGAGCAUAACCACCCAUGCAAUCCUGAGAUGGUCAGAUUCAUGAUGUGCUUUAAAGAUCUUCCUGACUGGCAAAGGGAGCACCGCCCAUUCAAUGCCAAAACUAGAUUGAACCCGAAGAUUCACUCUGGUAGAGGCAGGCCACCUAAUCAAAACAAAGAUUUCAUGGUGAGAUCCUUUUCGCAGUCAAAUUAUUCCAUUGAGGGCGCAGGUAAGGCUGGAAAGUUGAGGUUUGCAGAGGGUGAUGUUGAGGCACUCUUAGUUUUCUUUGAUAAGAUGCAAGCUCAAAACUCCAACUUCUUUUACAACUGGGACAUGGAUGAUGAAGGCCGACUCAAGAACGUUUGCUGGGUUGAUGCUAGAUCCAGAGUUGCGUAUCAACAUUUUUGUGAUGUUGUUUGCUUUGAUACUGUCUAUUUGACAUACCAGUUUGUCAUUCCAUUGGUUGCAUUUCUGGGAAUCAACCAUCAUGGGCAGUUUGUGCUGUUAGGAUGUGGUCUACUUGGAGAUGAGUCUCCAGAGACUUUUUCAUGGUUAUUCAAAAAGUGGCUAAAAUGUAUGAAUGAUAAAGCACCUGAAGCAAUUAUUACGACACAUUCAAGGCCAGUAGUCAAAGCCGUCAGUGAAGUAUUUCCAAAUACUCGGCACAGAUACAAUCUUUGGCAUAUAAUGAAAGAACUUCCUGAAAUGUCCGGAAGAGUUGAGGAUAAGGAGGCAAUUAGUCUGAGGAUGAAAAAGGUAGUCUAUGACACCAUUACAUCAGCUGAUUUUGAGAGGGAGUGGGUUGAAAUGAUCAAUCAGUAUAAUCUUCAUGAUAACCAGUGGCUUACAACCUUGUUUGAAGAGAGAGCAAAAUGGGUACCAGCAUAUGUAAAGGAUACUUUCUGGGCUGGUAUCUCCACUGUUCGUCGUAGUGAACGAUUGGAGGCCUUUUUUGAUGGAUAUAUUACACCAGAAACCACAAUAAAGACAUUCAUUGAACAAUUCGAUACUGCUAUGAAGCUCAGGUCUGAUCGAGAAGCCUACGACGAUUUCCGUUCGUUUCAGCAAAGGCCGCAAGUCCUAUCUGGUCUUCUGUUUGAGGAGCAAUUUUCAAAUGUUUAUACGAUAAAUAUGUUCCAGAAGUUCCAGGAUCAGUUGAAGCAGCUGAUGAAUGUGAAUUGUACUGAAGUCAGUAGGAAUGGUUCAAUAGUGACUUACAAUGUGACUGUAAUUGGAAAGGAGAGGAAGUUUGACUACAGAGUGAUGUACAACAGUGCCGAGAAAGAAGUAUGGUGCAUCUGCAGGUCAAUCCAGUUUAAAGGUAUUUUAUGUAGCCAUGCUCUUGCUGUCUUGAAGCAAGAGCUUGUGAUGCUCAUACCUCCCAAGUAUAUUCUCGAUCGGUGGCGGAAGGAUUAUAAAUGCCCUGAGGAACCUAAGGAAACUCCCAUUUCACCGAAAGUGGCAAAAGCUACAGGGAAGGGCACGAAACCAGAAAAUGUUCGUGAAGAUAAAGUGGACAAUCUCUACAAGAAUGGCCACCAGUACUUCGCCGACAUUGUGGAAAUGGGAGCUACUGAUCCUGAUGCAAUGGAGUAUGUCCUGUCUGUGAUGAAAGAAGCUAAAGAGAAAGUACGCAAGUUUGAGGAAUCUCGAAAAGAUAAAAGGCCUGGAGAAAGUCCAGUUUCUGCUGGUAAAAAAGGCACUAAGUCUUUGAAGCCAUCCACAGAAGAUGUUGGUAAUGCAACAUCAGCUUCGACACCUAUGCCUGCAGCAGUGGCUACAGUCGCGGUGGCUUCAUCUGUACAAAUGGCAGCAGCACCAACAAUGAUGGCUAUGGCUCCUACUUCGGCAGCUGUGCCCCCAGGAAUGAUUUUAGUACCAAUGCACCCGCAUCCCAUGGUUUUCCCACCCUUUGCCCCUGCAGUUCCACCAGCAGUACCACCCAUAGCCCCACCUGCUGCACCAGCAACCAAUGUAGGGGUUGUCUCUUCAAACUCCUCGAAGAAGCGGAAGAAAAGAAAGGGGAAUAAUUGAUCCUCUGAUACUGAUGAAGUCUAACACAAGAUGUGCCUGGUGAAAUUAAAAGAGUUUGAUCUUACAUUAUGCAUCAGGCCUCAAGAUGCACGUGUACUAUUUAUUUACCUUAAACGUCAGCAGGACGAGCUGCCCGCCGGACUGCCUGCGUAGGUUACUGUAAUGCCUUCGGCUUGAACCUGCUGAUAUUUUUUUAAUGGUUGAACCUACUGAUCUUAAUUAGUGCAGAUUUGGAGUGCCCUUAGUGUACAUGCCCUUUGAGUUGGAAGUAACCUGACAUGUAGUGCAAUUUAUGAAUGUAAAAUACCUGUUUCUGAUCCUAUGGAUUUUAUUUUUGGGCAAGGACCUGAUCUUAAGGAUUAUGACUUACGAGCAGGAUGAUAUUAUUCGAGUUUUCACCAAAGUCUGUAGUCACACUGUAUUUAUGGGCAGCUGCCGAUGCUAGUUUCUUCUUUAGGCGGAUGAUAAUUUUCAGAAGGUAAAUGGAUUGUAGAGUUAUUUCCCAUUACUGUACAUAACUUCGGCAUCUGUUGUGAA
Messenger RNA from Phragmites australis (common reed), 3227 nucleotides. RefSeq names its product protein FAR1-RELATED SEQUENCE 6-like. The transcript has 3 exons. Bases 285 to 2690 code for a protein of 801 amino acids. The record is from RefSeq and is a predicted model, not a curated record. Lineage: Eukaryota; Viridiplantae; Streptophyta; Magnoliopsida; Poales; Poaceae. Gene Ontology annotation, biological process: regulation of DNA-templated transcription. Gene Ontology annotation, molecular function: zinc ion binding.